AAUGAUCCAGAAUCAGAUGAACCUUUUGUAACUCAGAUUCAAGCAUACAAUCAGGUUCUUGCAUUUACAUCUUUAGGUGUAAACCUUGAUGAGAAACUUGCAAAUGCCAAAGAAGGGGUUUACACAUUCAGGAUUCAAGGAGAAUUAUAUCAUCAGAUUGGUGAUCUUAUGCCAAAAGAUAAUGAUAAAAAGCCAACAUUUGCUUAG
Molecule: messenger RNA, 207 nt
Organism: Funneliformis geosporum
Lineage: Eukaryota; Fungi; Glomeromycota; Glomeromycetes; Glomerales; Glomeraceae
Source: the annotation of a GenBank genome assembly